AUGAGUGAACCUGUGCCAAAGCAGCCCGAGGAAAGCACCAACCUGUACGAGGUUCUAGGAGUGGAAAAAUCAGCCAGUGAGCUGGAGAUAAAAACAGCUUACCGCAAGUUGGCGCUUAAGUAUCACCCAGACCGUAACGCAGGCUCAGUCGAGGCCGCUGACAAGUUUAAGUUGGCUAGCGCUGCCUACGCGGUAUUAAGUGAUCCCAAUAAGCGCCGCCAGUACGAUGUGGCAGGUGAAAGUGGCAAGGACAUAGAGUUUGAAAGUGUAGAUGUCGAGUCCAUGGGUGGCUUUGGCCGUGUCGUCGGUGCGCUCUUCACGAAAAUCGGCAUGCCCAUACCCACUCAGAUCUCGCAGACUGUGCUGUCCGCGGCGCGCGACCUGUGCGAUGAGCGCAACAAUUCGACGCAAUUGCCGCAUGUUACCCGGAUGGUUUUCGGCAUGGAGCGUCACGCUAAGGUGGACAAGCAAGACGCGCAUUUUUACAAGCUGCAGGUGGACAAGGAUCGAGAUUCUGUCGUUUUUAUGUGUCGCUCGGCAAGCAAAAGCAAGUUUAAACUGGUAUUAUUUGACCAGCAUGGAGCAGUGCGCAUGGUGCAAGAGUCAGUAAAAAAAGCGCGCUGUACCGCUGCGGACAUGUAUCUUUCCAGCACUGUGGAGCUCAUGGAUCUCAAUCCCGAAUUGUGGCCUUUAUCCACAAACGAUUCGGAAUUACCCGAAAUUUUCAGUAAAUUGUCGCUUUUUGAGGUACGACGGACGGUGCCACUCGAAAAGGGUGAGCAUUUAUUUUGUGUCUACGGUGAUAAUUGGCUGUCAGCUGUUAAGUACUCGAUUAAGUGCUUAAAGAUUGACGAGCAGUCUCCUGCUUUGCGUAGCAUUCAGGAAGCUGAACACGAAUUGGCUGGCAUCAAACACGAUCUUGACGCGUUGCAAAAAGAAUAUGUGGCUGCUAAGCUCGCUUUCGAGAAGGUUUGCGCGCGUGUGGAGGCUAAACAGAUUCGGACGGAAGAGUUGCUACAGGAGCGCGAACAAUCGUAUGAAGCUUUUUUAGCUGGAUGUGAUCCUAAUCGGACUGUUGGUCCAUUCGAUGAAUCGCGGGGCUCCAACACACCACAAAACGGCCAGAAGGGGCCGCCGAGCGGGUCGGGUAGCCCUGCUGGUGGAAUUCGAAACAUUUUUGGCGGCCUACAAAACCGUUUCUUUGUCGGCAAAGAACGCACAAGCUCAAUGGAUGCUAACAUCAACAUGCCGCCUCACAAUCAUUAG
This is a messenger RNA of Plasmopara halstedii, 1266 nucleotides long. RefSeq names its product Molecular chaperone (DnaJ superfamily). The transcript has a single exon. The coding region runs from base 1 to 1266 and encodes 421 amino acids. The record is from RefSeq and is a predicted model, not a curated record. NCBI's taxonomy places the organism in Eukaryota, Oomycota, Peronosporomycetes, Peronosporales, Peronosporaceae.